UUACUCCAUGUGCUUUGCUUUCCAGGGGCUAAAGACAUGUGGAGAGCCUACUCUGAUAUGAGAGAAGCUGGGUACAUAGGUGCAGACAAAUACUUCCAUGCCCGCGGAAACUAUGAUGCUGCCCAAAGGGGACCAGGGGGUGUCUGGGCUGCUAAAGUGAUCAGUGAUGCCAGAGAAGGUAUUCAGAGAU
This is a messenger RNA of Odocoileus virginianus texanus, 190 nucleotides long. Lineage: Eukaryota; Metazoa; Chordata; Mammalia; Artiodactyla; Cervidae. The record is from RefSeq and is a predicted model, not a curated record.